Molecule: messenger RNA, 1435 nt
Organism: Triticum aestivum (bread wheat)
Lineage: Eukaryota; Viridiplantae; Streptophyta; Magnoliopsida; Poales; Poaceae
Exons: 3
Coding region: 75-1259 (394 amino acids)
Molecular function (GO): protein binding
Source: RefSeq, a predicted model, not a curated record
UUGCCAGGGACUGUAAGUCAGCCAGCCAGUACUGCGACAGAGCUCCUACCGCGGCCUGCAAGUGUUGCUUAGUUAUGGCUAGAGUCUUGCAUGUCUACGAAGAGUUCAAAAAAGAGGCGUUUGUACGUGGCACCGGACGGUUUGUGAUCAGUGAUGACAUGACAAUCAAUCCGGCAUCUACCAGAAGCAUUCAGUCGCUGCUUCGAGCGUUCGGUCCUGAUGGUAUCUGCCAUGACUUUGAGGAGCUCAAAGUGACCGUCGGCUGGUCUAUGGUUUUAUUCAUGUUGAAGGCCUUCCUUUCUUCAGAUACCAUACUCACUGACACAUUUCUAUCAAAUGAAUCUGAUGCCAAGGCUGCUCAUGGUAGUACUAUGAAGGAACAGAGCAUCAGUCAGAAAGUUCCACCGUCCAAUCAAGAUUCUGCAGGUUCUUCACCAGAAACUAAGUUCAAGGUUUUCUACGACACCUAUCAAAAGGAGGUCGUGUAUGCUGAAUGUAACAGCGAGUUCGUGGACCUGCUCCUGGGUUUCUUAACCUACCCUAUGAGCUGUGUGAUCAAGCACACAGGAGCUCGCACUCGCCAUCUUGGCAGGUGCUUCAGCAAUCUCUAUGGCAGCGUUGCAGAGCUCGCCAGUGCUGGUUGCUUCACAGGUGGCCUCCCCAGUGUGAUGUUACUGGAUCCAAGCAUUAUGCCGUUUAACAUUUUGAACAACAUCAUGUCUGGUCGGUGCCGAUCGCUUGACUGCCGGUGUCGGAAGGACACGAUGCCAGAGCUAGCACAGUAUUGCUUCCAUCCUGAGAUUGUCGAGGAACAGAGGUAUGUCAUAGGCGAUGAUCUACUUAUUUAUCAGGCCACUGCCAUGUCCGUGAUGAAGUAUUGGUCUGGGAGGUACAAGGAUAUGGUACUGGAGAUGGACAUUACUGUCGGGAAGCAGGAGGCUGUUGCACUGCUGCGUGCCGCCCUUACUUCGAAGAAUGCACUGACCGAAGUGUUCAUUGACGAGCUGGAGAAACAGUCCCUUGUACAGAAGAUGCAGAUAUUUGCCAAGAUCCCCUGGGGCAAGACCAUAACCGUGGAGGUCACGAGAUCCGACACCAUUGCCACCGUCAAGAGCAAGAUCAAGGAGAAGGCGUCCAUUCCUGCAGGGUAUCGUCAUGAAUUGGUCUACGGUAGCAGAUAUCUUAAAGACUUGUCCAGCGUUGCUGAUUACAAUCUCGUCAAAGAAUGUACCAUCACCAGCGAAUUUUUCAGGAAGUGAUUGAUAAUGCAGUCUGUUUGCUGUUGUUUAGUUCUGGUAGUGGUUAUUUUGGCUUUAUUUAAGUUCACGCAGUGGGUCUCGUGCUCUCCUGUAAUGGUCUGUCUGUCUGUCCAAUCUGCUCAGAAACUUGAACUUUCGUGGAGGCGUCUCCUUGGAAUGGAAGUUGGACAUGGAGA